Messenger RNA from Ostreococcus tauri, 1830 nucleotides. Its product is annotated as Major facilitator superfamily domain, general substrate transporter. Gene Ontology annotation, biological process: transmembrane transport. The transcript has a single exon. The record is from RefSeq and is a predicted model, not a curated record. Lineage: Eukaryota; Viridiplantae; Chlorophyta; Mamiellophyceae; Mamiellales; Bathycoccaceae. Bases 1 to 1830 code for a protein of 609 amino acids. Gene Ontology annotation, cellular component: membrane. Gene Ontology annotation, molecular function: transmembrane transporter activity.
AUGCGCGACGGCUUUCGCGACGUCACCGUCGAGCGCGCCGCCUUUCUCGCGUGCGCGCUCGGCUUGACGCUCUGGGGCUACCCGCUCGGCGUCACCGCCGUGGCCGUGCUCUCGCCCGAACAGCUCCAGCGCUCCGUCAAGGGCGUCGGCGCGUUCGACGUCGAGACCGCCGGCGCGCUCGUGGCGUCGCACGGCGCGGGGGCGCUGCUGGGAGCGAUGGCGUUGGUGACGCCGCGACCGGGCGGAGGCGCGUCGUGGGCGGACGCGAGCGGACGGAGGAAGAUGUUGCGCGCGUCGGCGGUGAUUUACGGCAUCGCGAGCCUAGGGAUGAGCGUGACGCCGAUCGGAGGGGUGGGUGUGAGGAGCGUGGGGGGAGAACGGUUGGCUAUCGGGUGGUUUAUGUUUUUUAGAACGAUGUACGGGUUCGCGUGCGGGACGUGCUUCCCGACGACGUACGCGUACGUGGGAGAGACGACGUCGACGAAGAGUCGGGGGAGGAUGUUGGUCGCGUUGGGGGUGGUUGAGAUGAUCGGGGAAUUGUUCGGUGAUUUCACUGGGUUGGCGCUCGAACGCAUGCGCGGGGCGUGGAGGAUUUUGUUAGCGCUCCCGAUGCCCGUCGCGUUCGCGUAUUACAAUCUCGUGAACACGAUUCCGGAGAGUCCGAGGUGGUUGGUCUUGAGGGCGACGAACGAGGCUUCGGGACGAGUCGGAUCGAAGACGGACGCGGAGACGGGCGGGGUGACGCGACGGGAUGAGAGCGCGUGGACGUACGAGGAUUUAGAUUUGACCGAGGCGAGACGCGCGGAGAGCAUAUUUCGCAACGAUCGUUCCACGUCCGUCUCCGACGUGUUUUUCCGGCGAAGGAAAAAGAUAGAUGGCGGUGGUGCCAUCUCCGAGGUCUUCAGGGUCCCAGGGGAGGGCGAGCAGAGCCAGGCGUGUCGCGACGAAAUCGAGCGCGAAUUGCGCUCCAUCGCCGACGUCAUCAUCAAGGCUCGAAAAGAGACUAAGAAGCACUCGUGCGCGGCGAUCGCGAACGCGCCGUCGACGAGACGCGCGAUGACGAUCGCUUUCGGCUUGACGGCGUUCAACGCCCUCAGCGGCGCCCCGGCGUUGAGCUUUUUCGCCAAACACGUGUUCGAGAUGACGGGUCACUCACCGACGAUCGCGACCUCGAUGACGCUCGGAUACGCCUUCGCCAAGCUCGCAGCGACGGUCGCGGUGUGUUUGACUUUGGAAUACGUCGGACGUCGUCGCAUGCUCACCGUCGGCGUCGGCAUCCAAGCCCUGGCUUGCGUCAUCUUGGCGUUUGUCUUUGACGGCGUCGCCUGGAUCGAGGACCCACGACACGCCGUGAGCUUCCAAAUCCUCUCCGGGUUCCUCGCCACGACCGCAGACUUUUGUGUUUACGCCUGCGGCAUCGGUCAUGCCCUCGGAUUUUGGGCCUUGGCCGUGCCGCUGAGUAACGAGGUGUGCCCGCUUCGCGCGCGGGCGAUGAUUUUAGCCAUCAACUCGGCGUUCAAUUGGGCCCUCCAAACGCUCGCCAUGAGAUUCUUCCCGGUCAUGAUGAAGCACCCCGGGCUGAGUUACACGUUUGGCUCCUUCGCCUUCUGUCUCAUCACCUCUCUGGCGUUCAUCCGAGCGUUCGUUCCGGAGACCAAAGGCCGAACGCUCGAGCGCAUCGAGACGGCGAUGACGGAGGAACACACCCUGAGCGCCGUCGUUCGACGCCUCGCGCGGGAGCGCGACGGAGAGGAUAAAAUGAUCGAAACCGCGAGUUUACUCGGCGACGACCGCGAUUUGACCUACGUCGACCGACGGAUGACUCGGUGA